Chlamydomonas reinhardtii is the source of this 7637-nucleotide messenger RNA. RefSeq lists its product as uncharacterized. The record is from RefSeq and is a predicted model, not a curated record. Gene Ontology annotation, molecular function: protein kinase activity; ATP binding. The transcript has 11 exons. The coding region runs from base 645 to 5846 and encodes 1733 amino acids. Lineage: Eukaryota; Viridiplantae; Chlorophyta; Chlorophyceae; Chlamydomonadales; Chlamydomonadaceae. Gene Ontology annotation, biological process: protein phosphorylation.
CAUGUUUUCUUGCAUAAAUGAAUUCUCAUAGCUUGUAAGCCAUUGGAUGCAUGGCCUAUCCGCAAAUGCGUAGCGCUGCAUUAAUACGUACGUUGUCGACCUUCUUCUCCGUCUUCGGCACCCAGGCGCUUAGGCCAUUCGAGAAACCCCUCUCUCUCGGCACCUAGUACAUAUCGUCUUCCCGCACUCGAUAGCCACGAAAUGGAGACGCGAGCAUUCGUUCUGUCAAAGACAUUGAGGGCCUGCCUCUGCGUGUCUUUAGUUUUCAGCAGCGUACACCAAACUGUAAUGAUGCCAUUUUCAAGGGCCCUCGGGCCUUUGCUAGCAGCCGACGACGCAUAAUCCAUAAUGUGGAAACAUUCGCGGUGGUUCAGCUGCGGUUAAACUAGGCCACCGCAACCAAUCAUCACAGCUCACGCCUUAAAAUACAAGUGAACGUCGCCAUGCUGUACCAGGGGCAGCGGUGGGCAGGGUCGCGACUUCCUUCUGUUCUAACCGCAGCUUUGCUUUUGAUGGCCUCUCUUGUGACAGCUUUUGAGGACGCCAGCAACUUAGCAGUUGAAGUCAGGAACGGACAACAGCUCGCAGCGGCGUUGAGGGAUACCCGUGCGGGGACAAUACGACUGCUGGGCGACUGGUUGCAGAUGGGCGAGGCCGACGUCCCUUGGGCGACACCCGUCCUUAUCACCCGGAACGUCACGCUGCGGGGCAAUGGCCGGCGCCCCACAGCGCUGGACCUGAGCUACCUCAAACACAAGUUCCGCAUGAAGGCAGGCGUCACCAUGCGCCUGCAGAACCUGGUGCUGCUGCGCUGGCAGGAGGGGGCGGGGCCGGGGCCCUCCAGCCUGGCGGCCGGCGGUCUGGACAUGCUCGCAACUACAGAGCCGGGCGAGGAAGCUGUGCAGUGGGUAGAGGACAGCUACCUGGUGUACCCGGUGUGCUUCCCGGCGGACACGUUCCGGGCUCUCACGACGGUUAUGCCGCACAACUCGCUGCCGCCACAGCUGCCACCUGGCAACGCGUGGGAGGUGCCCACACCGGUGCCCUCACCGCCGGGCGUGUGCAAGAACGUGUCGGAUGCGUUGACUCCGGAUGCUGACCCCUCCGUGUACCCUCUGGACCGCUGCUACGCGCUGUCGGUGCGCUGCCUGGUCAGCUCCGUGUACGGCGCAGACCUACAGCCGGUAUCAGGCAACGCCGUGAAGAACGGCUACCUGGUGCACAUGGAGCGUGUCAACAUCCUGUGUCCUGAGGUGCUGUCCAGCGAGUGCAUCACGGCACGAGGGCCGCUAGCCUGUGCUCUUUCAUGGCUGGAGGCCCACCACCCUGCGCUAGCUGCCCAAAUGGAAGACAAGGUCGACGGAAGCAGUCAGAGGCCAUCUGCGGCGACGGUUACAGCUUUGUCUGCGGCAUCGGAGGGCGGCGGCGAUGGCAGUGGCGGCUCACAGGAGGUGCCGGUCGCCGUGGUGGCUGGCGGUGUGGUUGCUGGGUUCAUCGGACUAGCCCUCGUGGGUGUGGUGCUGGGUGUGUGGGUGCUGGUGCGGCGGCGCCACCACUCGCGGGCCCACCUGAUGGGCGCAGGCGGCUCCAGCGGACCACAGGCGCCCGGCAGCGGGGGCGACAAGACCACAGUCGUCAUGGCGGGGACUGCUGGAGACGUAGAGGCAGGGGCAGCAGCCAUCAAUGUCUGCUGCAGCGGGCACUUCGCCGGCGGCAGUGGCAGUAGCGGCAGCAGUAGCCCAAGGGCUGCUAUACCGCAAACAGCAGCAGCCCUGGUGCGGGACGUCAUCAAGUCCGCGCUGGGGCAGCACGCGGCGGCAACCACCACAGACACCGCAGUAGACGCGGCGGCCGCAUGUGGCGUCAUCACCAGCAGCAGCUGUGGGUCGGUGCCUGCUGGGGCUCCACCGCUUGCAGCCGCCGCCGCUGAGUCCCUGUCGGCCGCGGCGCCGGAAGCGACAGCGCUUGCCACCAGGCCAGCGGUGCCAGCAGAAAUCCCGAGCGCACUGUCCGCCGUCGGCGCAAGUGGGAGUGGACGGCGAGUGCGGUGGAGUGAGUCCCUGGUGGUGGAGCUGGCGCCCGCGUCUUCCUCCUCCUCAUCGCAGCUGACAUCAGCAGCAGCCCCGCAGCUGCCACCGUCCCUGCUGCUGCGGUCAAGUACCGCGGCGCCUCAUUCCUGCCACCCAAAAGGCACCUCGGCAUCAUCGCUGACUUCGGCUACCACACAGCCACCACGCCCCUGCCUCCGCACCGCUACCAGCGGUGGCGGCAACGGCCGCAGUGGCAACGGCCGCGUCAGCCGCCCAAACUCUUUAUCCCUGCCGGUGCCUGCUGCGCACACUGCACAGCCCCACGGUGACGUCGUGUGCCAGGUGGCGGCGGCGGCAGCGAAGAAGGACACGGACGCGGGCUCUGCCGGUGCAUGCAAGGCAGGGCUUUGCCGCCCCUCCCCAGACCCGGAACUGAGGCUGCCGCAGCCACCGGGGGUGAUGACACGGCUCCAGCCUCACGCCGCAGACCUCCGCACACAUGGGCAGCUGCCGGGCAUGGCCGCUGCAGUGCAGCACCAACCCGUGCUGUUGGACCUGCCACCAGCCGCUUUUGCAGCGGCUGGCCGCCACCCACAGCCACAGCAGCAGCAGCUGCUACCCCCCACCACCAUUCACCGCUCUGCAGUACAAGGCCAGUUCCCCAACUUCACACAGCACCAGCACCUGCACCACUCUUGUAGCCAUGCCGGAAAUGGCUCAAUGUUUCAGGAGCUCACUGCUGACAGUGCAGCAGUGCUCACCACGGUCUCCCUCAAUGAAGAGGCGGGCGACGGCGGAGGGUGUGGGCAUCAUAAUAGUGCGGAGCCAAAUGACAACGUCGUGCGGCUUCUGCCACGAGUGCUGGGUAGCGGCCCAUUCGGCAAGGUGUACGCGGGCGUGUACCGCGGCCGCCACGUGGCAGUGAAGCUGUUGAUGGGGCUGGGGCCGCACCAGCUGGCGCCACCGGUACUCGCAGCAGCAGGGCUGCCGGCGCCACCCGCCGCCGAAGGCACGGGGCCGCAGGAGAUGGCGGGGGUGGCGGCGGCGGCGGCGGCGGGUGUUCCAGCACCCACGCCAGACAUAGCACCCGUACCAGGCACAAUGGUGGAGGAGGCUGCCACAGGAGCCAGCAGCCGUGCAACUAGCACCAGCAGGGGGCCAAGCAGCAGCGGAAUCACGGCCACAGCCAACGCCAGAAGCUGCUCCAGGCAGCCGGUCCAGAAGCUUACCUUGGGCACCGGUCAACAGCCCUACCGGCCAUCUCCACUGCGGCCCUCAUACAGCGACACCGGCCCGCCCCUCGCGCUGCACAGCGACGGGUCGCGGCAACAGCAGCAGCAACAGCAGCCGGCGCAGGGCUACCCUCAUCCUGAGGGCUUUGGCCCUGCUCGUGGGCCCGCGUCGGUUGCUACCGAUGCGGUAGUCACGUGCGUUGCGGCCGGCGGCAGCGGCACCGAGCUCGCGAGCAACGACCCAGCUGCCGGCCUAUCGCCCAUGACCGCCGCAGCCCGGCAACGGCGCCAGUACUGGACCUAUAUGCACUUGGACACGUCAUAUGCCAGCAUCGGCACUGGCGCCUGCACCGCUACCAGGAGCAGUGGGGGUGCGGGUGGCGGCUGCGUAGACGAAGGCUCAUCAGCAGACCUAGCACCAGCCAUUAGCCUCUCACACAGCCCCACCGCCCGCCGAGCGCCACCGCCCCGCUGCGGCACCGGUGUGGGGCCGUGUGGGGCCGACCUCCAGCUGCGGGGCUGGCCACUGCCAGUGCAGCAGGAGCAGCAGGAGCCAAUCCGCGGUGGCGAUGGGGCAACGGGAGCAGGAGGAACGCUAGGGGCACUGCUGUCACAGCCGCAGGAGCAGGAGACUCUGAGGGGCUUCCAAGCGCUGAUAGAUCGCCCCAUGCUGGCCUAUGGCUCUGACCCGGGCCGGCCGGAGCAGCGCCGCGGUGUGACCGCGCACACCUUUGAUGCCGUUGGCGAGGGUGGUAAAGAGCGGAUGGUGAGCCCCACUAGCUCUCAGCAGCAGCAAGGCCUCCGCCCCAACUCGUCUUCUGAGCUGCUGGAGCCGCCGCCGGUGCCGAAUGGCGCGCACCCGCGGCAUCCGUCUGCAGCCGCAGCCUCUGCUGCCAUCGCUGCCGCUUCCACCAUUGCAGCUGCAGCUGUUGCUCCUGCCGUGUGGUAUGACCCGGAGGAGUUGGAGCUGUUCACGCGAGAGGUGCAGGUGCUGGGCCGCCUGUCGCACCCCAACAUCGUGCGCCUGAUCGCGGUGUGCAUGGCUCCCCCGCGGCUGAGCCUGGUGAUGGAGGCGGCGGAGACGUCGCUGGACAAGGUGGUUUACGGCGGCGGCGGUGCGCCCGGGGGCGGCGAGCUGCUGCCGCUGCCCAAGGUGCUGCACAUCGCGGUGCAGAUCGCUCAGGGCCUGGCGUACCUGCACCCCACGGUGUGCCAUGGCGACCUGAAACCCGCCAACGUGCUGCUGAAUGGCGCGAGCAGCGACACGCCCGAGGUCAAGCUCACGGACUUUGGCCAGGCGCACAUCCGCAUGUCCACCACCUUUGGCAGCAGCAGGGCCACGCUGGGUGCGCUGGACGCGCCGGCGGGCGGCACCGCGGCAUUUUGCGCGCCCGAGUGCUUCGACCAGGCCGGAGGACGGGCCGUGGCCGUCACACACAAGGCGGACAUCUACUCCUUUGCGGUGGUGCUGUGGUGCAUGCUGACUGGCCAGGAGCCAUGGCAGGGCCUGGGAGCGGUUUCCAUCGCAGUGCAGGUUGCGCUGCGGGGUCGCAGCCUGCUGUCGGUGCCUUCGGGGCUGGCAGAGGAGCGCUGCCCGCCCAAGCUCAAGCGCCUUCUGGCCGAGUGCUUCGAGCCGGACCCGCGCCGGAGGCCGGCGGCUGCCGAGGUUGUGAAGCAGCUGAUGUUGGUGGAGGAGCAGUGGAUGCGCAGCAGGGCCCAGCAGCAGCAGCAGCAGCAACAGCAGCAGCAGCAGCGCCAGCGGCAGCUGCGGGAGCAGCAGCAGGCAAUGCCGGCCUUACGGGGUGCGGGAGGCCAGCAGCUCGCGCGGCCACCGCUGGGCCGCCGCGGCAUGCGCCACCCGUCGGCGGGCGGUGGGGAGCGUGUGGGCGGCCCUGCAGCCGCGGCCGACGUCUCCCCAGCAGCCAGGCAUCAACGUCAGCAUCACGCCUCCCGCGCCAGUGACCCAGGCACGCCGCCGCCGCCCUCACCGCUGCACCUGCACGCGGGGGUGCUGGUGGCGGGUCGCGGCAGCGCCACGGCGGCAGCAGCGGGCGACAGGCCUGCCGGUGCCUCGCUACUCGACAGUGGCGGCGGCCUUGUCGGCAGCGGUGGCUGGGGCGGCUCGGGCUCACUGUCCACCUGCAGCAGCGGCUCGCUGCCCUCACUGCCGCCGCUCAGGGCUUUCGCGCCCCGUACGCUCACCAUGGCCUCAGCCACAGCCACUGCUGCAGCAGCUGCAGCUGCUGGUUGCGAGGCGGUCGCCCGGCAGGCGCCCGGCACGCCGGAGGAGGCGGCGGGAGGCCUGGAGCUUGCGUGGACACCCACGGGCAUGGGCGGCGCCCAUGCAGCCGCGGACUACGACCAGUACCGCGAGCCGCAGGCAACGGGAAUGGCGCCACCGAUGCGCACGACUCGUACAACUGCAAUGGCGGUGCGGGUAGGUGCGGUGCGUGUAGGUGCGGUGGCUGCAGCCGCUACGGCUACCAGUACCCUAUCUAGGCACGGCCGCACCACUACCACUGCGGGUACCACCUGCGCCAUUAACCGCCAGCAGGUGGAUCCGGACAGCAGAGGUAACACGUGAGCGUGCGUCUGUUGUACCACUGUGAGCACCCCGCUCAAGGUACACCAGGUAUAAUGCUGAUGACAAAUAAUGCAGGCAUGUGGAGGAAGGGGCAAUGCGAGUUAAGUGUCGGUAAGGUGCAGGACAUAACCUCACCAGCAGCACGGGGGUGUGAUACGGUAUGGCGACACACGCACAGAAGGGAGCAGCUCGGUGGCGGUCGGCAGUUGUCAUGGUGUUGGAAUGGUGCGUGCAUGUUCAAGUGAACACUAAGAAACAUUUCCCAACAUUAGGAAGUAAUGUGCGGCAUCGCACAUGGUAUGGACAGGUAUGGAGAUGUGCGAGUAUGGGUUGCGAUGCGUGUGCGUGGUCGUGCAUGGGCAUGGGCAUACACGUGAUUGCUGUGGGGGAUCCAUCAUUUACAUGGAAGAGAUGAAAACUCGUGAUGCGCAUUUGUGGGUUGAGGUAACUAUGAGUGCGUUUACAACGCACAAGGUAACACGCAGUGUGCAUGCGUGUUACAUGGAUAACAUGAAACAUAUGCUACGGCAACAAACGCGGGCGCACCCGCCAGUAUCAUCUGUGUGCAUGUAUGCGUCAGGUAUUCAGGCCACGCAAAGGCCAAGUGCGCUGCAGGAUGAGAAGCAUGCAUGCAUGGGAGUGUGCCAUGUCUUUCAACACGAGGAGAGCAUGCGGUGAGUGAGCGGGCGGGGGCGGCACCAGCAAACGAUUGGUCUGUUGAGACGCCAGAUCAGGCCAGAGGCAGCAGGUAGGGAGGCAGCAGCAGCUGCCUCGCCGUACGGGUUGGGGAGGACGGGGAUGGGUGUUGCGGGUGACGGGGUGAGGAUGGGGAUGGGUGUUACGGUGAGACACGGUAGACGAGUGCCCGCUGCCGUGGGCCGUGGGCGACCGGGAGGUGGUUGGGCUGUAUGGCGGCGGCGUCCUGCUGCUGGUGCGUGCGGCUCUGCAGACGGAAUGCUAGCGGCUGCCGUGGAGUGCAUUGGCCGGGUUGUACGUGCGGGGGUUGCGUGAGAGCAUGAGGCUCCAGGCGUAUGAGUACGGUAGUUAGAUGUCGGGCCGGAACACGCAUGGGAAGGGCAGGUGCAUGGAGGUGUGACUGCUGCCGCAGGUCGGGCCCGGGGUGCGUUCCAGCCCGACAGGGCCCGGGCAAUCCAAGUCCAUGCGAUCGUGCCCAGCCAGGUCUAAGGGUGAGAUGAAGGUGCACAUUUGUUUGUUGCUGCACGUACAGUGUUCGGGGACCGGAAGGUGGGGAGCUAGCUAGCUGACGAUUUGAGUGUGCGUAUGCAGAGGACUGGCAGCGGAACAUGCACAGGCAGAAUGUGCAAUCCCCGCGCGAGGUGCUGAUGUGCCUCGGCCCCUGCUGCCAGCACAUUACUGCCCCUGUAGCAUUGUAGCAGCAGGCGACCCAACGCCUACCAAGUUGGCGGCAUGAAUAAUCCGCCCCAUGUUACGGUGCUGUUGGGGUACACGUGGGGUACAGCCGUGUUUCUAGCCGUAUACCCGCUUAAGCUGGCGGCCCUUUCUUGCCAACCCCGUGAAGCGCAGGGCGCAAUACUGUUCUAGCCGGUGCGUGAAGUACCAAAAGAUCUUCGCCACAAAACGUGCACCGUGCAUCACUUGGCGGAAUGGCGGCUGAUCACUAGGCCAGCAGCAGCCAUUGCCACGGGCGCGCACGUCCCUGACCAGCAGUGGCCAGCAGUGCUCGCGUGCACACCCGGACAGCAAGUAGCCCCGCCGGGAAGGGAGGGGUUAGUUAUGUGCCCGGGGGUAGGAAAACAAAGUGAGGGGACG